AGGCGACCGCCAGCCGGAGUGGAGCAUCUCUCGGUGCCAGGGACGGUGGCUCGGCUCGAGAGCUGUUGUGCUGCCAUCCCAGCGCCUCACGCCGCCCCCCCCCCCCCAGCCGGGUCCAUCCGAUCCGCUCUCGCUUUGCAAGGAAAAGGGGGGAGAGCAGGCUGGGGGGGGGGGAGGCAGCGGGGCUGGAAGGAAGCAUCCAGUCCGCCUGCACCAUGGACAAGUGAUCUGAGACGACUCAGCCCCCCCACGUCCCUCCCCUGCCUCGGCGGGGGUGCCUACAUCUGAAGGGGGGGGGUUGCAGCCCGCCUCCCCACCGUCCUGUCACCUCGCAUCCGUCUCCCAAGACCUUCUGACUGCCAGUUGCCUCUUUCCUCACGAUGUCACACCUAUCUCAGUUGAAGGCUUCGGCCCUGCUGCUGGUUUUAUGCCUUCCCUUGCCACAGGCGACAGCGGAUGACUACCCGAACUUGCCUGGGACUGGCGUACUGUCUCCAGAUGGGGGUAACCACAGUAAACCAUGCGAGGAGACAAGCGAGUGCCAGGAAGGUGUAAUCCUGCCAGUGUGGUACCCUCAGAACCCCUCAGUGGGUGACAAGGUGGCACGGGCCAUUGUUUACUUUGUGGCCCUGAUCUACAUGUUUCUGGGCAUGUCUAUCAUCGCCGACCGCUUCAUGGCCUCCAUCGAAGUCAUCACCUCGCAAGAAAAAGAGAUCACCAUCAAGAAGCCCAAUGGGGAGACCACCACCACCACCAUCCGCAUCUGGAACGAGACAGUCUCCAACCUGACCUUAAUGGCCCUCGGUUCCUCAGCCCCUGAGAUCCUCCUCUCCAUCAUUGAGAUUGUGGGCCAUAACUUCCAUGCUGGAGACAUGGGGCCCAGCACUAUUGUCGGCAGCGCUGCCUUCAACAUGUUCAUUAUCAUUGCUGUCUGCGUCCACGUGGUCCCUGAAGGAGAAGUGCGGCGUAUCAAACAUUUGCGGGUCUUUUUUGUCACUGCGGCGUGGAGCGUCUUCGCCUACAUCUGGCUGUAUCUCAUCCUGGCCUGGUUCUCCCCUGGUGAAGUGGAGCUGUGGGAAGGGUUCCUGACUUUCCUCUUCUUCCCUCUGUGCGUGCUCCAGGCAUGGUUGGCUGACCGGCGACUCCUAUUCUAUAAGUACGUCAAGAAGAAGUACCGCACUGACAAGGCCCGGGGACUCAUCAUUGAGACAGAGGGUGACAGCAGCUAUCCCAAACUGGACAUGGAGAUGGAUAACUCACUCAAAGAAGGCUCCGAGGACCUCAUAGAAGGGACCAAGGACCAGGAUGACGAAGCUCGGCGGGAUAUGGCCCGUACUUUGCGGGAUCUCAAGCAGAAACAUCCAGAAAAGGACAUGGAACAGCUUAUUGAAAUGGCCAAUUACCACGUGCUGGUACAACAGCAGAAGAGCCGGGCCUUCUACCGCAUCCAGGCCACACGUAUGAUGAUCGGAGCGGGGAACAUCCUUAAAAAACAUGCGGCGGAUCAGGCCCGGAAGGCAGUCAGCAUGCAAGAAGUGCGUGCAGAAGAGGAUGAGUCGGUGACUAAAGUUGGCUUUGAGCCGUCACAUUACCAGUGCUUUGAGAACUGUGGCUCAGUGGUGCUGACAGUGGCUCGGCGAGGGGGGGACCCGUCCUGCGUCACACUGCGAGUGGACUUCCGCACAGAGGACGGCACAGCCAAUGCUGGCUCAGACUAUGAAUUUGCUGAGGGCACUUUACUUUUCAAGCCAGGUGAGACUCAUAAAGAGGUGCGGGUUGGCAUAAUAGAUGACGACAUUUUCGAAGAGGACGAGUACUUCUACGUUCACCUCAACAAUGUGCGGGCCGGCUGGGCCGAGCCAAGCCCCGAGCCACCCCCCAAAGCCUGCCUUGGGCCCUCCAAGAUGGCCACUGUCACAAUCUUUGAUGAUGACCAUGCUGGCAUCUUCACCUUUGAAGGGGCCUCCAUGCGGGUGAGCGAGAGCGUGGGGGCUAUGCGCAUCAAAGUUCUGAGGACCUCAGGGGCCCGUGGGCGCGUGGCCAUUCCUUUCCACACCAUUGAGGGCACCGCUAAGGCUGGAGAGGACUACGAGGAAGUAGCCGGCAAGGUGGAGUUCCAGAAUGAUGAGACCAUGAAAUACAUUGAAAUUAAAAUUAUUGAUGAUGAGGAGUAUGAGAAGAACAAGAAUUUCCAUUUGGAGUUAAAUCUCCUGAAAUGCUGGACUGCUGUAUUAAUGCAAGUAAUGGUGAUAACCCUCGGUCAGCUUGCCUUCUAUUCCAUGCCAGGUGACUCCAAUGAGAACCGUCUGCCUGAGGGAGAACAGGAAGCAAUUGCCAAAAUGGGUUGCCCUAGCCUGGGAGAGCACACCAAGCUCGAAGUUAUCAUUGAGGAGUCAUACGAAUUUAAGAGCACAGUGGACAAAUUAAUCAAGAAAACCAACCUGGCGCUUGUGGUGGGCAGCAGCAGUUGGCGGGAGCAGUUUGUUAGUGCCGUAACUGUCAGUGCAGGUGACGAUGAAGACGACGACUCAGGCGAAGAGCGCCUCCCCUCCUGCUUUGACUACAUCAUGCACUUCCUGACGGUUUUCUGGAAAGUUCUCUUUGCCUUUGUGCCACCCACUGAAUACUGGUGCGGCUGGGCCUGCUUCUUUGUCUCGAUCUGUCUUAUCGGGGUGCUCACCGCCCUCACGGGGGAUCUGGCCGCCCACUUCGGCUGCACCGUCGGUCUCAAAGACUCCGUCACAGCGGUGGUUUUUGUCGCGCUGGGCACCUCUGUGCCUGAUACCUUCGCUAGCAAAGUGGCCGCCAUCCAAGACCAGUACGCUGAUGCCUCAAUCGGCAACGUGACGGGAAGCAACGCUGUCAACGUCUUCCUGGGGAUCGGGGUGGCCUGGUCCAUCGCCGCCGUCUACUGGGCCUCCAAAGGCAAGCCGUUCAAAGUCCAGCCAGGCACUCUGGCCUUCUCGGUCACCCUCUUUACCAUCUUUGCCUUCAUCAGCAUUGCCGUGCUGCUGUACCGGCGCCGGGCCCCCGUCGGCGGAGAACUGGGAGGGCCCCGAACCCCCAAAACCCUCGCCACGCUUCUCUUCGUUACCCUGUGGUUGGUCUACAUCCUUCUGGCUUCUCUGGAGGCCUACUGCCACAUUGAAGGGUUCUAGGCGACAAGACCGGACUGGGUAGAUUUGUUUGUGGGCUUGGCCCGGGGGGGAGAUCCCUGAGUCGGGAGCCCCUCUUCCCCUACCAAACGGGGGGAACCUCUUUACUGCUGGUACUGUCAGGGAAGGACUUUGCCAGAUACCUAGACAGUAGCCGGUGGCAUAGCACUGAUUAAGGCGGCUCUGAGCCCGGUGUAACACACACAGGCCAGGGUCAAAACACUAGCCAGUUGUUAAAGUCUCUGUCCUGUGACUUACAGAUCUCCCUUCGGGGGAGGGGGAAAACAAUACAUCUCCUGUUGCUUCCAAAACUGAUGUGGGAGGCCCCCAUCCACUUUUGGAGGACACCAGCUUCUGGGGCACAUAUGGGGCACAACGGACUCAGCCAGGGAUGGCCCAGGGUCCAGUCUCUUCUCCCCCGCCGUCCUGGGCAGAUGAAGAGUUUGUGAACACAAGCACCUCUCUCGGCUCUCGCCACCCCUUCAAACGGGCAAUGCUUGGAUUGGAGGGGGGGCUUAUUAAGUCAGAUCCCUCCCCCUCCCCGAGAUCUGGUUGUUCACAUGCCACAGCGGGAGGCCGGAGCUAUUUUCCUUACGGACUUUGCAUGUCUAGGGAUGAAGCCGAAGGUAGUCCAAUCCUUACUGCUCCAGCCCAAGUAAUUCAGAAAAGGGAGGGGGGGGCUAAUGGGAAUAGCAUGUAAGGGGUGGGUGGGAGAGAUGGGUCCCACCCUCCAUGUGUCCUCUUUCAAGCACAGUCAAGUCCCUCGAGAAGGUACACUCGUACAGAAUCCCAAAACAGCACAAAUCUCAAGCAGCAAAAAAGAGGGGGAAAGUUGUGAAUCGGCUGCUCUUUCGCCCUCCACCCCGUCCUGAACGUCCCCCCCCCUUCCCCCACAUCGCCAUUUCCUCCUGUACAGAACCCAGAUUUCUAUUUAGUUGAGCUUUAUUUUACUUACGAGAAAGAAAACACAAAUUUUAUUUUAUUUUUGUUGAAAGGAAAAGGGGGAGGGGAAAAGCUCCUCCGACACCCAUUCACUCGUCUCCCCUUUCCCUGUCCCUUAAUGUUAACUCCCGCUCCGCUCCUGACCGGAGCCCGCUGUGUGCGGCCCGUCCCUUCGACUCCCCCCCCCUCCAAAUGGGGGGAGGGGUAUUGGUGCAUCCCACAUCCUAGUUUGCAUGGUGAACCCUGGACCCCCAACCCACUUGGUCCCCCGUGUCUGUAAGUCACUCUGUGUCCAACGCUUGGCCAUGCCUGUUUGUCUUUUUGCCAGUGCCUGCCAGCCUCCUGCCUGCUCUCUGUCGUCCUCUCCCACGUACACUCUCUGCGUCCAAAUGCCUGUGUUACUUUGGAAAUGUUGUGUGUGUGCGUGCGUGCGUUUUUUAAAAAGUUAUUUAAAAACUU
This is a messenger RNA of Sphaerodactylus townsendi, 4556 nucleotides long. Its product is annotated as sodium/calcium exchanger 1-like. The transcript is spliced from 7 exons. The record is from RefSeq and is a predicted model, not a curated record. Gene Ontology annotation, cellular component: axon; sarcolemma; postsynapse. Gene Ontology annotation, biological process: sodium ion transmembrane transport; calcium ion import across plasma membrane; cell communication. Gene Ontology annotation, molecular function: calcium:sodium antiporter activity. Lineage: Eukaryota; Metazoa; Chordata; Lepidosauria; Squamata; Sphaerodactylidae. Bases 381 to 3158 code for a protein of 925 amino acids.